UUUCGAGUAGCUGGCAAACACUUGCUCUAUGCGUAGCGCGCAUGUUGGUAGAUGGGACAGACGGAGAAAAGGAGAGGAUGAGCGUGCUACACGCAGUCAGGAUUUUCAUUAGAAUAAAGCAGAAUGGCUAGUGUUUUUCUGAUUUACUGAACCGUUUACCUUCGUAUUUGUUCUUCUUGCUUGCUCCCCAAAAUGACCACCCGUGGACCUAGCAUCGUGUUUGAGUGGCUGAAGAACCUCCAGCUCUCUCAGUAUGUGGAGUCCUUCGUGGAUAACGGCUAUGAUGAUCUGGAAGUUUGCAAACAAAUUGGGGACCCCGACCUGGAUGCUAUCGGUGUCUACAUACCGCACCACCGGCGAAGGAUCAACAACGCGGUGCAAAGGCUGAAAGAUGAGGAUGAGGAAGCCGCCGGGCUUUACUUCACACUUGAGCCAAUGCCCACCACCCCCCCCAACAGCCACCUGUUGGAACAUUACGAGUCCAAACUCUGGGGGUCAAAGUCUUGGACCGAACCGGACAGUGACUGGGUCGGGAGGAAUGGGGGUACAUAUCUGUGCGCGCAAAGGAACCUGAUGCUUGGCAACCGAAGGGAGUUGGUGAUUUACCCCAAAAUGAAGCUGAAGAUCAUGAUUAGGGAUAAAGUCAUCAGAGAUGGCAUCAACAUCGCCAGGCCACCAUACUCAAACAAGUGUGUUCUCAGGUGA
Messenger RNA from Oncorhynchus mykiss (rainbow trout), 705 nucleotides. Its product is annotated as sterile alpha motif domain-containing protein 5-like. Gene Ontology annotation, molecular function: protein binding. Lineage: Eukaryota; Metazoa; Chordata; Actinopteri; Salmoniformes; Salmonidae. The record is from RefSeq and is a predicted model, not a curated record.